GUUAUCUACAAAUGCAUUUGGUGCAUGAGUUUUUAAUUUACAAUGAUGAAUAGGCCUACAUCAAGAUAACAAGCUAAUAUGAAGUCAACCAGCUAAUGAUAUUUCACUUAGCUAUAGUAUGUCAAGUUGGCUAGCUAUUUAUCCGAAACACAGUGGCCUGGUGUAGCUAGCCAGCUAGCUAAUAUAUUUUUUUAAAUGUCUAAAUGUAUUUACUUAGCUGAAUAGGUUCACGCCUACACCCACGCCCACAGAGCAGACAAUAUUUUGGAGCGAAGAGAAGAGUUGUCAAGCGGAGGCACCACUUCUAGUCGAAACGUACCGUUACCGAUAUGAGGGAGUGACAUGUGAUCUUUCCCCCGGUAUUCUGUCUGCUUUCGAACGACUUUGUAUUUUACGUAAAGUUCUGGAUAGGCUUAUCUGCACACAAGGAUGGAAUCCAUUGAAAGGACAGUGUGGUCAGAUAUCCAAGUGAAAGUUUGCGUUGUCAUCCCUCUGAGAUGAAGACUCGACUGACAGAAGAAUUUCUACUCUAUAACGGAGCAAGCAGCCUUUUGGAUUUAGUCUGCAGCAGCUAUUACGCGGCGCUGGACACCUGCACCCGACCUGGCCGAGACGGACGGCGUCUACGCCGCUGCCCUGGGAAUAAUAAAGCGCUCAGAAGCGCUUCUUGAACAGAAUCAAUUAUCUCGGCAAUCGUGAACAGUUGUCAAUCUUACCUCCCCACGGGCAGUCCAUUUAUUGCGCUUUGUUGUGCAGUUCUGUAAAUCGCGGACUGCAGAUAGGCGAUAAUGGACCACGGGUUGAUAUUGCCAUCGGACAUCCGAUGAUAUAGCCAAACAUAGGCUAGAUAAUGGCAAUGCCAUCAUGGGAAUUUGAAUAGUGUCAGCAUCAACUGGAAAAAAGUUUGUCUCUAAAUUCAACUAAACUUAAAGAGUUAAACAGGAGAGAACUGUGCCUCCAUCUCACCUCUGUCCAAAUCUGACCUCACAAAGCCAGUAUAAUAGAUCACGGAAUCACCAUGGGUGCAGUACUGUCACUGUCCCCUGCAUCCAGGAAGAAUAGCUACUGCGACACGCGCCCCGAUUCGCUCAACCACUACCCGAGCCUGAGCAGCCGAUCGCUCAACACUCAGAAAGACCACAACGGUGGCCUGAAACGGGGCCAGUCAAUCUUCCUCCCGGCGCUCACCUGGAAACGCCUGGUUGCCACCACCAAGAAACGAGGGGGUUCUAAAAAAUGUUCUGGGGGUUCUGGGUUGCUCGGAGACCCCCUCAACAACAACAACAUUUACCAGAAGGACCCGGUGUUACAUCUCAACCAGGAGAAUGUCAAGAAGUCUCUAUCCUGUGCCAACCUCUCUAGCUACAACAGGCCAGCGGGACUAGGCCUGGGGAUAGGCUUUGGCCAGGGGCACUGUGGCUAUGAGAUGGGCAUUAAGCCCCAGCAGCUACCCUCCGUCAUAAAAGUGCCCCAUAAAGGAAUGGGCGCUUCGUCCCCCAAGCGCGUCAUCAUCCAGGCGUCCACUAGUGAACUCCUCCGCUGCCUGGGUGAGUUCCUGUGUGGCCGCUGCUACCGGCUGAAACACCUCUCCCCUGCGGACCCAGUGCUGUGGGUGCGGUCGGUGGACCGGUCUCUACUCCUCCAGGGUUGGCAGGAUCAGGCCUUCGUGACGCCAGCCAACGUCGUGUUUGUCUACAUGCUGUGUCGAAAUGUGGUGGAUGGGGACCUGGUGUCGUCGGAGCACGAACUUCAGGCCACACUGCUCACCUGCCUCUACCUGUCCUAUUCCUACAUGGGCAAUGAGAUCUCCUAUCCACUGAAGCCUUUCUUGGUGGAGGCUGGCAAAGAUGCGUUUUGGGACCGAUGCCUUGCCAUCAUCGACGCCACUAGCACCAAGAUGCUACGCAUCAACGCCGAUCCCCACUUCUUCACCCACGUGUUUGCCGAGCUUAAGAGUGAGGGGGGCUGCGGCCCACAGGACUACAGCCGAGUGCUGGACUGGUGAGAGGAGGGGUAGAGGGGUACAACCCCCCAAAUCCCCAUCCCCCUUCCCCUAUCUGCCAAACAUUUCCCCCUCCUGUCCCCUACAUCCAAGCAUGUAACACAGGGGGGAAGAAACCUACUGGCCUAUCAUGACUGCGGUCUGUAUGGUCACUGACACGGUUGGAUAUUCCAUCAGCUGCUUGU
This is a messenger RNA of Oncorhynchus keta (chum salmon), 2187 nucleotides long. Its product is annotated as cyclin-dependent kinase 5 activator 1-like. Gene Ontology annotation, molecular function: cyclin-dependent protein serine/threonine kinase activator activity; protein kinase binding. The transcript has 2 exons. Lineage: Eukaryota; Metazoa; Chordata; Actinopteri; Salmoniformes; Salmonidae. The coding region runs from base 1019 to 2005 and encodes 328 amino acids. Gene Ontology annotation, cellular component: protein kinase 5 complex; cytoplasm. The record is from RefSeq and is a predicted model, not a curated record. Gene Ontology annotation, biological process: positive regulation of cyclin-dependent protein serine/threonine kinase activity; activation of protein kinase activity; brain development.